AUGCCAACGCCGGACUAUGCUUGCAAGGUUAUCAAUCUGAGCAACGGAUACUACAGGGAAAACAAGAGCUGGUUAAUCGGACGCCUGAUGCGCGACAAUGAGGCUUUCAUGACGAAAAGGCUGAAAGGCAAGCAUGAGAAAAGCAGAGCCUUGCGAAUCGCCAUAUACGACCCAUCGUCGCACAUCCCCAAAAACAUUAUCAGGCCAGUUCACCUGACUGUGGCUCUUCUUCAACUCGCAAUUGCUGUUAUCCCCUUGGUCCUACACGGGGACUGGAGUUCUCUAUUGGUUACGACAGCUGGCACCGUGCUAGCCACGACCAUGGGAUUGCUCCCUCAAUGGAAAGCCGAGAAAUUCCCAACAACACUGGAAUCCGACAAAACGAUUGCCAUAACUGCCGGCAACGGGUCGAAGGACAUCAUUAUUGUGCGAGGAACCGGUUCAGGGAUGGACCUUGAGCGUCUUGCUGCGGCUGAAGGUCCUCGUGGAACGCGUCCGUGGGAGCGUUGGGGUAUCUUCAAACACAGUGAUAAGACCAGCACACGAGUCAUAACCUUCAGUGGUCUUCCAGUGGACUUCUGGCUUACUCGCAUCAUUUGCGCUUUCCUCGCACUUUGCUGGCUGGGCUUAUUAAUCUUGGUCGCCGGCAUUCAAUCGAAUACUUGGUAUCUGCUCGUCAUCGGCGCCAUGGGCAUGUUCCAGAAUGCUUUCGUUGCCGGCGUCAGCAUCAAUCCUGAAGGACAACCAAUAUCACUCCUGUUCAAGGAGGUGAUCUACGGCUACAAGGCCAUGGAUGCGCUAAUGGAUCUCGAAGUGAAGCUCGAGAAUGAUGAGGAGAGUAACACUGUUCGCCGAUUUGAUCUCAUCAAGCCUUUGUUGAAAGACUUCUUUCCCGGCGAACUGACGGGAGACGAGAUGAAGUGGUGGCAAGGUGACAGGCAUGAUUACGACGAGAUGCGAAUGAGAGAAGUCGAAAGACGAGGCUCCCCACGAAGUCGUUGGGACUUUGAAAAACCGCGCCCACUGACGCCAGACUCCAUGAGUACAGAUGAGGGGCUUCAUAGCGUCUCGAAAUAUCCACCGACCGAUAUGGACAGUAGAAUAGCCAGUUCAGUAUCGGAGCAAGUCAUGAGAAGUACUGAAAGACGUGACAGAAGCUACGAGGAAACAGACCCAGAUGACAUGAUCUAUCAAGUUUCACCCGGGUUAGCAUGA
Molecule: messenger RNA, 1215 nt
Organism: Lasiodiplodia theobromae
Lineage: Eukaryota; Fungi; Ascomycota; Dothideomycetes; Botryosphaeriales; Botryosphaeriaceae
Exons: 1
Coding region: 1-1215 (404 amino acids)
Source: RefSeq, a predicted model, not a curated record